ACUCAUAGAGAGCAGCAUCGAGCCACCAUGCUUCCCCCAGGCUUCACCUUCCAACCCAACGACCAAGAGCUUGUCGUCUACCUCUGCGAGUGGAUCCACCACAUGCCUCUCUCCUGCAACGCCGUCGAGGAAGCCGACGUCUACUCCCAGGAGCCGGAGGCGCUCCUCCUCGGCCGGGAGAGGGCCUACUUCUUCACCACCCUCAGGACCUCCAGCUCCGGCUUGCGGGUGCAACGCCAGGCCGGAAACGGAACCUGGAUGCUCAACACCAGCAAGACAGGCACGCCCGUCAACGUCGUCUGCGACAACGGAGAUGAGGUCACCGUGGGGCACAAACGCAACCUGUCCUUUUACCUCGGCAAAGUCAAGAAGUGCACCGGAUUCGUCAUGGACGAGUACUUACUCUGUGCUCCACCCUAUGAUAAGAACGGCACAAAGGAUCAGAAGGUGCUGUGCGUGAUCAGGCAGAGCCCGCAAGCCAUCAAUAAUGCCGCCAAAAGAAAAAGAGAAGCGUCGUCGCUUUCAGAAAUCUCCUAAGCAGAUGCUCGAACCGAUUUUUCUCAUUUUAUUAACAGCAUGUAAUGUAGAUAAUAAAGACUGUCAUAUGUAUCGUAUCAUAUCAUACCACCGUAUGUACCGAUCUAAUAAUAUACAUCGAUAUAUUUCAUUGUAUUA
Molecule: messenger RNA, 675 nt
Organism: Musa acuminata AAA Group (dessert banana)
Lineage: Eukaryota; Viridiplantae; Streptophyta; Magnoliopsida; Zingiberales; Musaceae
Product: NAC domain-containing protein 68-like
Exons: 2
Coding region: 28-537 (169 amino acids)
Biological process (GO): regulation of DNA-templated transcription
Molecular function (GO): DNA binding
Source: RefSeq, a predicted model, not a curated record